Molecule: messenger RNA, 1023 nt
Organism: Acanthoscelides obtectus
Lineage: Eukaryota; Metazoa; Arthropoda; Insecta; Coleoptera; Chrysomelidae
Source: the annotation of a GenBank genome assembly
AUGGAAGAGCAGAAAUCUGUCGGCAAGAUGAAGGAGAUCUGUUACGUGUUCAACACCUUCACCGAUCCAUCGCUGGAGAAACUCUAUCAGAGUUUUAGCGUCAAGCAGAAGAGGACAGGAUUGGAGUGUUUUCUCAUCACAGCUAUCCUGUUUGAUAUCUACAUGCUUGUGAAGAGACCUAGACUGGACAGAAUGUUCGCUUCGACGUCACAAAGAAAUGAUGAUGGUUUGCGGGCGUCUUACAAUAUCUCGUUACUUAUAGCAAAAUCCAGAAAACCGCAUACUAUCGGAGAGAAGCUAAUUUUGCCAGCCGUUGAAGAGGUUUUAAAAACUGUUUUACACAAACCUGCAUCUGAUAUCAUUAAAAGAAUUCCCUUAAGCAACAAUACUGUUGAAAGACGUAUUGAUGAAAUGAGUUGUGAUAUUGAAAGCUUCUUAUGUAAUUAUUUGCAAACGACCCAUUUCUCUAUACAACUGGAUGAGUCAACUUUACCUGAUAAUGCAGCAUUAUUAUUGGCAUAUGUUCGUUUUAUUAUGAAUCAAGAAAUCUACGAAGAACUGCUCUUCGCAAGAACUUUGAUAAUCGACACUAAAGAUUUUGAAUCUAGGUUUGAGGAUAUUUUGACUAUGGUAAUACCACCGUGGAUAAUUAAUCCAUAUGGUGACAUAGAAGAAACGAAUGUCAUAAUAGAAGAGGAACUGACUGAACUAAGUACAAACGUAGAACUUAAGGUUCAGUUUAAAAACGGAUAUCAGCAAUUCUGGCUGCAAAACAACAUACCCGUUACUUAUCCCAAGAACGAGGUUACGUCCAGGGACAGUCUCGGCUGGGUGCUUCUAUUGGACUAUCUCAUCUACGUUACGUUGCCCAUCAGGUUGAGGUAUUGUGUGAUCCUCAGCUUGGGCACGUGUGCGUCGUACAUUGUGGCGGUUGUGGGGCUCUCCAAGUCGAAUCUGCAUUUAUACCACCAGGUGAGUGAUCUUUACUAUCUACCAGGGUGUGUCAAAAAGUUUACGGACUGA